Megalobrama amblycephala (Wuchang bream) is the source of this 1544-nucleotide messenger RNA. RefSeq names its product hereditary hemochromatosis protein homolog. The transcript has 7 exons. Lineage: Eukaryota; Metazoa; Chordata; Actinopteri; Cypriniformes; Xenocyprididae. The coding region runs from base 223 to 1251 and encodes 342 amino acids. The record is from RefSeq and is a predicted model, not a curated record. Gene Ontology annotation, biological process: immune response. Gene Ontology annotation, cellular component: external side of plasma membrane.
UGCCUGUUGGUGAAUAAAGACAGAAAAUAAAACAGAUAAAGGGAACCUCCAUGUUUAAUAUGUGUUAGUAUGAGUUAGUCAAACAAAUAAACAAAACAUUUCAGCUACACCGAUUACAGAAAGGAAGUGUAAAACUAAAACUGAAGUACGUCAAGGUAUCAGGAUAUUUAACCUGAUUUUCCUGUUAGUUUCUUGAACACGGAGGUCUAUAUUCGCAACAAUAUGGACAAAAUUCUACUCUUUUUUGUGCUUUUACUACCAGCAGCUGCUUCAAAGGGUUCUCACUCUUUACAGUUGCAUGCAACUUACAUGAAAGGGCAGUCACCCUUUCCUGAAUAUAGUAUCACAUUUAUUUUGGAUGACAUCAUGAUUGGAUAUUAUGAUUCAGAGACAAACCUCUAUAUUCUGAGGGGAAAUACAACAGAAGAAAAUGAUUCUUUUAAUGAAAAUUAUCACAAGGAUAUAAGUGUAUAUAUGUACAAUAUUUUAGACUAUAGACUGAAGUUACAAUUUCAUAAUCGUACAAACAAUCUUGAGGUUCAUCAGACACUGGUUCAUUGUGAGCUCUUGGACAACAUGAAGUCAGGACAAAUCACAGCUAAAGGUGCUACUGGAGGAUCCACUGUAGUUGAGCUGCAUUUUCUUAAUAAGAAGAAAACUUUCAGUUCUACAUUCAAUACAGAGAGGGUCAAACCAUUUGUAAAAUUUCUCCAAGAUCAUUAUGAACAAAUAUACUACUCACUUUGCAUGAAAACUCUGGAGGCUAACCUUAAAAUGAGAAGAAAUCAAGUCAAUAGAAAAGUGAAACCGCGAGUCAGACUCAUCAUGAAAGCAAACUCAGAUUCUGGAGGGUUUCGUGUGAGUUGUUUGGCGACAGGAUUUUACCCUCGUCACAUCAACCUGACCCUGUUCAGAGAUGGACAGCCUGUAUCUGAUCAUGAGAUCACUGGAGGAGAUCUGCUGCCCAAUGGUGACGGGACGUACCAGAUGAGGAAGAGUCUGGAGAUCAGUGCAGACAAACACAAAUACACCUGCUCUGCCACACACCUCAGUCUGGACAACAAACUGGAUGUUGAUUUAGAGUAUCCAGGGGAAACAUUUGAGUCAGUUCCUUCUUCAGUGCUUGUGGUUUGGAUCCUGGGGUUGGUGUUAUUGGCUGCUGUUAUAUGUAUCAUUAUAUGGAGGAAAAGAUGGCAUUCAGCUUCCUCUAAAAGCGACUACUCCUCUGCUUCUACAACAGCAGAUUCAUAAGGUUUAUAGGUAAAAUAACGUGAUUAGCUUAAGAAAGAUAAAACAUCCUGGUGUGUGUGCUUUUUUUUUUUCUUUUUGUGAGAAGUUUGUAAGAAUUUAUUUUACACCAUGAAUAUGUACACUUGUAAUCUAUCUCUAAUCUUGUAUCUUUGUAGUUACUGAAAUGUUGUUAAAAUGUAACAUUUAUUAUGUAAUGUGUAGAAUACUAUUUUAAAGUUUAUAAUGUGCAAUACCGCUACACAAUAAUGUUUGUUUAAAACACACAAUAAAUGUUUAGAUUGUCUUUUACCACA